This is a messenger RNA of Heterostelium album PN500, 2217 nucleotides long. RefSeq lists its product as uncharacterized. Bases 1 to 2217 code for a protein of 738 amino acids. NCBI's taxonomy places the organism in Eukaryota, Evosea, Eumycetozoa, Acytosteliales, Acytosteliaceae. The transcript has 10 exons. The record is from RefSeq and is a predicted model, not a curated record.
AUGAUAUUAAUAAGAAUAUUGAUUGUUAUUUUAACAAUCUAUUCUUUUUCAGGAUUAGUUCAUUCACAACUACCAAACAAUAAAGAUACAAAAUAUGUACAAGAUAAACCAGGUGGUAUUAGAAUUAAUAUACAAGUUUUGUUGAUGGGAUUCGAAGAGGAUGGUGCAUUUAAAUAUAGAUUGGAUCCACUACAGUUUAAGAAUCUACUGAAAGACUCUUAUACAAUACAUAAUGUAUAUUCACUAGAGACAUCGAUAUAUCAUCUCUCAUCAAUACACAACAGAGCCAAUUCAAAAGUGGAGAAAGUACACAACCCAAAAGAACUAAGUUCACACUACGAUAUUACAUACUCUGUUAGAUCACUACCUUCCACCUCAAUCACUAGAUUAGAACAUACAAUUGCAACCAGUGCAAUACCAGUUGUUACAAAUUCAGUUGAUGAUGAAACCUAUUUGAUACCAGUAGAUCCCUUGGAACCAUUCUUUGAAUCGGAGAUCAGAUUGAAUAGUUUACCGUCGAAUUUACCGACCUAUACGAUAUUGUUUAUCAAUCCAGCGAAAGAGAGAAUGUUUAAGGAGGGUAUUCAGGCAAAGUAUUUGUAUCAGUUGCAAGAGCAGUUGUGCGGACCUGCUUGGAUUGGUGCCGGUCGUUAUCUGGUGGUCGAUCUCUCUGCCGGUCCACUCAAGUAUGGCUCGACACUUCACAAAUCGGCACUGGAGAUACUCUCAGAGGGUUCGGUCGACUACGACUCUCUGCCACGACUGAUAGAGUACUUCCAGAAGCCAGGCUACUCUGGAACCUCGCUCCAAGGUGCAUCACCCACCGAAAUCAAAGCACACAUGUCAUCUCUCGUUAUCUCUGCCAUACAAAAUGUGAUACUAUCCGAUUCCAAAUAUAAUUUAAUACCAUUAUUCCCAAAGAUUUUAAUACCUGUUUUGGUAUUUAGAGAUCAUGAUGAAUAUGAUCCGUUGGAAGAAGGUAGUGCAACUAGUAUAGAUGUCAAUCUUAUAAAGAAGGAAGCAAAGAGAAUAUUUCCAUUCUCAGAGGUCACUGUUGUGACUGGUUCACAUUCGAUUCAUGAACAUCGUCAUAUAGGAAUGGCUUUUUCAAAAUCAAUUAGAUCACAUUCUAGUUUUGAGUUGAAUCCAAAAUCAAAUAAAUUUGAAACAUCGAUAAAGACAUAUAUAGACAGUGAAGAACUAUUGUUGAAACUAAAGAAUGAAGAUGAUGUACUAGCUGGUGGAUUAAUAGGAGAUCAUGUAACACAGAUACCAAGUGUUUUAAAUCAAGUUCACAGAACAAAGAUACUACCAGUAUAUAUAUUCUCAAUGAAAUCAACAAACUCUGGAUUAUUAUUAGAUAAAUAUUAUUUACAUGUUGCUAAUCAAGAUGCAGUAGCAGUACUACAAACUAAAACAUCGUUCAAUGGUAUACACUAUCAAGGCAAACAACUGGUUUCAUUCCAACCACAAUCUGUAAAUAGACAUAUUAUAGCUGGAUUGGCAUCGUCACAAGGUUUGCUUGGUCCAACUCAGAGAUAUUCAAAGCCACACGAAAAACUAAAGAAUAACUAUCUUUGGAGUUAUGGUCAACAUCCAUUCGGUUUCUUUGGUAACGGUACUGAACUCUCACAGAUCUUCAUCGAUUCCAUCACCAGAAAUACAAUCAUUACAACACUACAGGGUUCCACAGAUAUCUUGGAUGAAGUAUUUAAUAAUAUUCAUAGAUUUUCAACUAAAUAUUUAAUGGAUUCACUUGGAUAUGAAAUCGACGAGAUGCCUUCAGCAGGUUAUUUGAUUGAUAGAUUCUAUCAUUCGCCACCCACUAAAUUGCCGUUGGUCAAGUCAACAGUGAAGCGACUUCACGACGAAUUGGAAUCAAUCCAGCAGAGUAUGACUGAAUCGAUAGAUAUACUACAAACUAUAAAUCAACAAGAUCUUAAUCAGAAAAAAACAAAAGAAUCAGUUCUACAGAAAUUAAAUAUAUUAUCAAAGAAGAUAGUAGUCUUCACAGACUAUGUAAAUCAGGAAUUGAAUACAGUCGAAUCACAACUCCAAUGUUGUGCAAUCAAUUCAGUGUCAACGAAAAUGAACAGUUCCAACACUACCGUCAUCCUAACUUUACUAAGUGCAAUUGCAAUCUUCUUUAUUGCAUUAAUUAUAACAAGAAAGAAGAAUAAUAACAAUGUUAAAAAUAAAGUAAAGAAUAAUAAAUAA